Messenger RNA from Andrographis paniculata, 1224 nucleotides. RefSeq names its product transmembrane emp24 domain-containing protein p24beta2-like. The record is from RefSeq and is a predicted model, not a curated record. Lineage: Eukaryota; Viridiplantae; Streptophyta; Magnoliopsida; Lamiales; Acanthaceae. Bases 191 to 832 code for a protein of 213 amino acids. The transcript is spliced from 4 exons. Gene Ontology annotation, biological process: Golgi organization; endoplasmic reticulum to Golgi vesicle-mediated transport; intracellular protein transport. Gene Ontology annotation, cellular component: endoplasmic reticulum-Golgi intermediate compartment; endoplasmic reticulum; Golgi apparatus.
CCGAACCAUGAUCAGAAAUAUGUGCAAGAACCGCAAACCAAAGAGCGCUGUGAUUCUUCUGCGUCUUCAUUUCAUCUUCCUCAUCCUAAUUCUUCUUUCGUCUCUUUCUUUUGUGAAUGAAACCCUAGCAGCCAGCUAGCUACCUAAAUUAACAUUAUUCGCCAGAAAUUACUAAGAAUUGGUGGUCAGAAUGCCGAAGGCGGCGACGGCGGUGGUCUGGGUGGUGUGGUGGCUAACAAUGGCGGAUUUAGGCGGAGUGCUCUCGAUCCGGUUUGGGAUCGACAAAGAGGAGUGUUUGUCGCACAAUGUUAUGUACGAGGGGGAGACUGUCCACAUAUCGUUCGUCGUCAUUAAAGCAGAUUCGUCUUGGCAUUUUGGUGGCGAAGAGGGAGUCGAUCUUGUUGUAAAAGGACCGGAUGGUGAGCACAUUCAUGAUUUUCGCGACAAGAUAAGUGAGAAGUUCGAGUUUAUGGCUCAACACAAAGGCAUACAUAGGUUUUGCUUCACGAACAAAUCUCCUUACCAUGAGACCAUUGAUUUUGAUGUGCACGUUGGUCAUUACUUGUACUACGAUCAACAUGCGACAGAUGAACAUUUUAAUCCGAUGCUAGAAAUGAUUUCCAAGUUAGAAGAAGCUCUCUACAACGUCCAAUUCGAACAACAUUGGUUGGAGGCACAAACAGAUCGCCAAGUUCUCGUGAACGAAGCAAUGGGCAAGCGAGCGGUGUACAAGGCGAUAUUCGAGUCACUAGCGCUCGUUGGAGCUAGUUUCCUCCAAGUUUAUCUUCUCCAACGACUCUUUGAACGAAAACUUGGCACAUCUCGGGUGUAAGUAGCGUUUGUAAGCUUAUAUUUUUGCACGACGGCUAAUUUACGGAUAACUUGGGUCUGGAAAUCCCCUUGGUUUUCUUUUUUUAUGACGUUGGAACCCGCAACGGCUAACUGAAAGUGCGAUAUGGGUAAAAUCCCCGGCCGAAUCUAAUAGCCUACAAACUAGGCCCCGACAGAUUGUCUUAUUUAAGCAUAUAGAGGUGAGAUGGUAACAAGCUAAGGGGAAGUCAAUCCACACGAGUUUUGUUAGUAUUAAGGUUGUUAUGCGAUAGCUUCUUUUUGUUUUUUGUUUUUUUUAAAAAUUGUUAGGUGAUAACCUAGCUGACCUGAGCGAGCUUAGCUUUGGUGUUGUUUUUCAUUCAUUCAAUUCAUUGUUGGAAAUUAUGAUUUACA